Molecule: messenger RNA, 1368 nt
Organism: Raphanus sativus (radish)
Lineage: Eukaryota; Viridiplantae; Streptophyta; Magnoliopsida; Brassicales; Brassicaceae
Product: E3 ubiquitin-protein ligase RSL1-like
Exons: 2
Coding region: 15-1055 (346 amino acids)
Biological process (GO): ubiquitin-dependent protein catabolic process; protein polyubiquitination; positive regulation of proteasomal ubiquitin-dependent protein catabolic process
Cellular component (GO): cytoplasm; ubiquitin ligase complex
Molecular function (GO): zinc ion binding; ubiquitin conjugating enzyme binding; ubiquitin protein ligase activity
Source: RefSeq, a predicted model, not a curated record
AUCUACUUGAAAUCAUGAUUACUACUCGCACCAAAAACCUCGGUGGUAGAAUGGACUUCCACCGGGGCGGUUCAGUGGCUGGCGCAACCGCUGAAAAACUCAGUGAAAAGCCUCAUUUUCACAACCUUUACUCCAAGCGUUUGAUGACCGUGGAGACGGCUCGGAAAAAAAAUGCUCGUUUAAGGGAUGAUGUGCAAACCAUUAGAAGAAGACUCCGGUCUAGCAAUCUUGUUAUGGUGGAUGGCAAAUAUGUUGAAUCUGCUCAUAAGGUUAUAAAGGAGCCAGUGACAAGAGAUUUGUACCUUGUUCCUCAAGCUAAUGAAGCUAAGAAAUCAGGAUUAGGGGUUGCGAUUUAUGAUAAGAAAGAUAAUCUCGUGCUUAAGACUGAGGGACAAGUACAAGACGACUGCAUGACCCUCAUGGGAAGAAGAACUAUUUAUCCUCUUCAUAAAGCCAAGGCAGAAAACGAGAAAGAGUCUUGUGUGAUCUGUUUCGACGACGACAUUGAUUCUGAUCUCAUGUUUUCUGUUGAUACAUGCGGUCAUCGGUUUUGUGUAAAUUGUGUGAAACAGCAUUUAGCGGUGAAGCUGCUUGAUGGAACUUUACCUAACUGUCUUCAGCACGGCUGCGCUAAUCAGCUGUCUGUUGAUAGAUGUAGCAAGCUUUUGACUCCGUACAUGAGUUUGAAGUGGAAAGAGAGGACAAGAGAGGACUCAAUUCCUUCCAAGAAUAGAGUUUAUUGUCCUUACAAAAGCUGCUCUUACUUGAUAUCCAGAACCGAGCUUGUUCUAGUUUCUGUAUUUGGACAUAGGAAAUGCUUGAAAUGUGGUCGGUCCUUCUGCUUAUACUGCAAAGCUCCAUGGCAUAGUACGCUAUCGUGCACCUAUUACAAGAAGUUGCAUCCUGAUAUUCAAAAUGCAAACCUGAUUUCUCUGGCAAAUCGUAAUGGGUGGCGUCAAUGCGGCAAGUGCAACCACAUGGUUGAACGCUCUUACGGAUGCAGCCACAUGCUUUGUGUGGAUAUAAUUUUUGCUACGACUGUGGAGCUGGCCUGAACAGCUCAUUGGUCCAUAGAUGUCACAUUUCCCGGGAUGAUCACGUUGCGCACCCAAGGACUAUGAUGGUAAAUGAUGAGGCUUGUGUACUUCUAGUUACUUUUUGUGCUUCCAUAUGCUUCUUGUGUUUCCUAUAUAUUGUAUAAUGCUUUGGGUUAAGCACAAUGAUUAAGAGAACUCAAUUUUCUCUUACAACUUAAAAACACUUUUAAAGAUAUAAAUUAAAACUAAUUCAACCAACUGGUUAAACAGUUUUCAAUAAAAUCAAAGUUAAUAUAGAUUUGUGAGUAUCUAUUUAGGAUAUUUAGGAUAA